Phymastichus coffea is the source of this 6292-nucleotide messenger RNA. RefSeq names its product CAP-Gly domain-containing linker protein 2 (gene CLIP-190). The coding region runs from base 858 to 5699 and encodes 1613 amino acids. The record is from RefSeq and is a predicted model, not a curated record. Gene Ontology annotation, biological process: cytoplasmic microtubule organization. Gene Ontology annotation, molecular function: microtubule plus-end binding. The transcript has 19 exons. Gene Ontology annotation, cellular component: cytoplasm; microtubule plus-end; nucleus. NCBI's taxonomy places the organism in Eukaryota, Metazoa, Arthropoda, Insecta, Hymenoptera, Eulophidae.
UCCGCGCAGUAGUUGGAAUUCAGUAUAUUAUUAGAAGCUUUUAUUUGUCCCACUUGCAUGAACUGUUUGAAUAAAUAUUUUCAUUGGGAUCCCUUUUCAAUGGAGAGAGCAGCACAAUGUACAAGGUAUACAGCACGAGGUGCAAGCGUAGUGUGUAGUAUUGUUCAUUGAUUUAAUAUUUGCGUAGUUUAUUUACUAACAAAAUAGGCAAAAUCUUGAGAAUUCUAACUUUACAAAAAUUAGUUUGACUACAUUCAUCUAUUACUACUAAAAAUUAUUUGUUCAAAAUGAAACAGAUUUAGAAAAUUGAGUUGAAAAAAUCGGUAUAAUUCAAUCGUGACUAAAUAUACCAAAUUACCACAUAUUAUCUAUAUUGAGAUUAUUUUAUUCAAUUAAGAGAAUAUACGUACGGACACGCACGCACGCAGUACGCACACGCACAUUCAACGUAAGAUCGACUUUCCGAUUCCAAAACGUGAAGAAACUGUCUACACAAAUGGUAAAGAUAAAAACUAUAUUUGCGGGAAAAUACCAUGUGUUUAAUCAAUAGUUGCAGAACAACAAAUAAAAGUUGCUCGAAGUUUAAGGACAACAUUGGAAAAAAAUGUGCCGUACAUUUCUUUUCACCAUGUACUAUAAAUAUAUAUAUACAUGUGUUCUCCCACCGUACGCCAGCAAUGCGCGUGCGAUUCGAGACGCCCACGCGCCGAUGGUGUACACACAAGUAUCCGAGCUGCGCGCGAGAAGAAGCAUUCGCGAGUCUCGAUCGAACCGCAGACACCUGAGGACUUAGCGAAUCUCGAGUGUAUCUAUUUGCCGCAGUCAAGACGGGAUCGUUCAAGAAAAGAACUCAUUCCAUGGAGCCACUUUGGGAGUCUCACGGGCGCCGUUUGAGCGAGGCUGGAGUCCGUAGAGGGUCAGAUAAUAGCGUGGUGCUGACGGAGGACACGGACAGUUUUAUCAUUGGCGAUCGCGUCUGGGUCGGCGGCACAAAGCCGGGUCAAAUCGCCUACAUCGGCGAGACCCAAUUCGCCCCUGGAGACUGGGCUGGCAUCGUUCUCGAUGAGCCCAUCGGCAAGAACGACGGCUCGGUGGCGGGCACCCGAUACUUCCAGUGCGAGCCGAAGCGCGGCAUCUUCUCCCGGCUAACGAGGUUGACUCGCUAUCCGCUUAGCUCGACCAGCUGCUUCUCGCCAGCCGAGAGCUUCGGCAAGUCCGUGUCGCCCUCACUGAACGCAUCGACGACCAGCCUCGCGUCGACCACCGCUGCCAGGGAUCUACAAAUUGGCCAACGAGUGAUCGUCCAGUCGAGCCAAGGCAGCAAAACCGGUAUUCUCAGGUACAUCGGCACCACGGAAUUCGCUGCCGGAGACUGGUGCGGCGUGGAAUUGGACGAGCCCGUUGGCAAGAACGACGGCGCGGUCGGCGAUAAGAGGUAUUUUGAAUGCCGUCCAAAGUACGGACUGUUCGCGCCGAGUAGCAAGGUGAGCCGUUCGCCAUCGAAUCGUCGAACAACGGCUGUAACGCAACGACCUUCCGGUGCCGCGCUCAACGCUUCUCUACGAAAAGCCGGAUCGCGCGAAUCUCUCGCUUCAAGCGUAGCGAGUCGCGUCACCACCACUGCGUCUACAGCUUCCAGGAUACAGAAACCUGGUUUACCACAUACUUCCACACCUGCCAGAAAAACAACGCAGGAGCUGUUGAAGGACAGGAGGUUAGAGAUCGAGAUUUUACGCAAAGAACGAGACUUAGAGCGCGAAAGAGUCACCAAAGCUGCUAGUCAAGCUGAUGAGGCUGAAAAAGCUACUGCUAACUUGAAAAAAGAAUACGAUAAGUUUCGCGAAGAAGCCGAAAAAGCAGCACGAGAAACUCAAAAUACUCUAACUCAACUUUUGGAGGAGAAAAAUCUUCUAACCACACAGUUAGAAGAAGAGCGAAGAAAAUGUGAAGAUUUGCUGUUUAGAUUUGAAGAAGAAUCGAUAAACAAGGACGUUAUUCAGAAUGAAAACACCGAGCAAAGUGUUGCAAAUGCUGUUUACGAAAACAAAAUCAAAGGCCUUGAAAAACAGCUAUCAGAAGAAAGAGAAAGAGUAGUACAACUUGAAAGAGAUAGUACGAAGUUAUUUGAAGCCGAAGAAGAAUUAGCAAAACUCCGACUAGAAUUACAAACAUCUGGUGGAAAAACAGAAUAUUCAGAUUUGCAAAAACGCUAUGGAGAUGUGAAUAAGGCAAAAGAAGAAUUUGAAAAGCUUUUAGAGGAAAAAAAUAAAACUGUUGAAAAAUAUGAAACGGAAAUUAAUGAAGCGAAUAAGAAACUUCAAGAAAAGGAACAAGAAAAUCUUGAUAAAGAAGAAUCCAAGUUGAAUUUACAAAAAGAACUCGAAGAAACUACUCGACAGUUACAGGAAAAGUGUACGUUUAUUGAUGAACUGCAAAUAAAAUUCAAAGCUCAAGCAGAAUUAUUAGAACGAGAAAUUGAAAAAUUAAAAGAAACAAUUAAAACUGUUUCUGAACAAAGUGCGUUCGAGCGGACUAAGUUUAUUGAAGAACAAGAAAAAUUAUUGAAGGAAAAAGAUGAAAUUAUAAAGUCAAAAGCAGUAGAGUUGAAAGCAGAACAACAAAAAUUAUUCACGAUACAAGAAAGUGUAUUAGAACAGCUCAAAGCAGAAAACACUAAACAGAUCGAAGAAUUGUCGGAAUCUUUUAAUAUACAAUUAAAUUUGAGAGAUGAUCAGAUUGAACAGGUUACAAAACAACUGGGUGAAAAGGUUCAAGAUAUUAGUAAUAUAUCAGCGGAAUUGAAUGAUUCCAAAAAUCUUUGCACUACGAGAGAAAAUGAAAUUAAAAAUCUAAUUUCUGAUUUGGAAGAAUCUAAAGUAAAAUUGAAUUCUUCAUAUGACCAUAAUUUGGCUCUUAAUAAAGAAAUUGAUGACUUAAAAAAUAAAUAUGAAGAAGAAAUCAAACUUAUAACUGAGCAGAAAACUAAAUUGGAAAAUGAUGUUGGUAGACUGACUGCUGAAUUAAAUAAUAUGAAAGAGCAAUUGAAUACAUUGAAUGAGUGUAUAAAAAUUAAAGAUUUAGAAUUGUCUAAAAUGCAAGGCUCGAAAAUCGAAGAAAUGGAAGAGUUAAGAAGGCAUUUUCAUGAACAAAUGGAAGCAAAGAACAAAUGUAUUCAAGAUGUUACUGCAGACGUUACACAAAAAUCUUCAAGAUUAACGGCUUUAGAAAAUGAAUUAGCUGAUUUGAAAUCAAUUAUAGCAAAUAAAGAUGAAGAAAUAAAACAUUUAUCCGAAAAAACUUCAGAACUACGAGAUGCUUUGACUCUGUCAGAACAAACGAAAACUAAUUUAGAAAGUGAAUUAAAAAUGUACGAAACGAAUGUAGUAGAAUUGAAUGAAAAAUAUGCAAGAGCAGAAGAAAAAGUUGCUGAAUUAACUAGUAAAAAAGAGAAGCUAGAAACUGAAAUUGCUAAUGUUGUGAGUACAUCAGUUGAUUCAUCUGGUAAAUUAGUUAAGUAUAGCGAAGAUUUACGGCAAAAAGAGAAGGAGUUAGACGAAUCACGUGACAGAGAAUUUAAACUGCAAAAAUCUAUAACUGCUACUGAAAUGAAAGUAAGUGUACUAGAACGAGAUCUAAGCAAAGUCAAUUCAUUAGUUGAUGAAAUGCGUUUGGAAAACGAGGAAAUAAAGUCGCAACUAGUUGCCGAAAAGGAAAAAGUAAAAGAUGCUUUAGAUAAAUUCACACAGAGUGAAAUGACUGAACAACGAAUAUCUGAAAAGAAUAAAACGCUUCAAGACGAUUUAAAGCAACAAUCCUCUGAAUUAUUAGAACUAAACAAUACACUGAAAGAAAUACAAGGAAAAAAUACUCAAUUAGAAAAAGAACUUGCUGCAGUACUAGAGAAAUAUAAGAAUGAAAAAUCAAAGUUAGAAAAGCAAAUUUUAGAUGAAGGUAAUGAUCAAACCGUGUUAAAAGAUAAUAUUGAAACUUUAGAGAAAUUAAAUGCUCAGAUGAAGAGUGAUCAACAGGCAAUGGAUGCUUCAAUUAAAAAAAUAGAAGAAAGUUUGCAUACCAAGAAUCAAUAUGCAGCAGAACUGGAAUCUGUAAUAAGUUCUAAGGAUCAAGAGAUUAAAGCAAUUACAAAAAGUUUGGAAGAGAUAACAACAGAAAAAGAGGAAAUAAAAAAUAGUUUUACAGAUAUCAAAGUUAAAUACAAUAAUGCUCUAACAGAAUUGACUUUGUUGAAGUCAUCAAAUGCCAAUUUAGAAUCUCAUAUGACAGUGGAAAUAGCUAAACUUAAGCAGGAAUUAGAAGAUGAAAAAUCUACUUUAGAUACUGCUUUGAAAGAAUCUAAAGCUUAUGAAGAGUUGGCGAAACAAAAGUAUACUGAGUUUAAAGCUACCAUAGAAUUGAAAGAGACUGAAAUUAAAGCGUUAACUAACAGUUUAGCUACUGAAAAAGGAGUCACUGAUAGCACAAACCUGCAGCUUCAAACUCUACAAGAAUUUGUAGAAAUCAAAGAUAAAGAAUUGACAUCUAGCGUCAACCAAAUAGCAUCACUUAAUGAAAGUAUUAAAACUUUAGAGUCUAAUGUCAGCUUUUUAAAAGACAAGUUGGAUAUUAAAGUUAAGUUGAUAAAUGAAUUAGAAAGUAAGAUAAUUGAAUUGAGAAAAUCAAACGAUGAGAAAGCUAGCUAUGAUGUUAAGGAAAAGCAAAAAGAAUUGGAUGAUUUGAUUGUCAGACAUGCAGAAGAACUAAAUUUAAAAGAAAUGAUCAUUACUAAGCUUCAAAAUAUUAUGGAACAACAAGAGAAAGCUGUUAUGGAUGCAAUAGACAAGUAUAAUACCUCUGAUGAGCUUAUUAGAAAAUAUGAACGAGAUUUAAGUAUGAAAGAUCAAACUAUUUGUGAAUUGAAAGAUUUAGGUGAAACUAGGCAAAGGGCAUUACAAGAUUAUGAGGCAAGGCAGAAUAAUAUAGAUAUUUUAUUAGCUCAAAAAGCAGAUCAUAUUGAGUCGAGAGAUAAAACUAUAGCUGAGCUACGGAAUAAGGAGCAAAAAUUGCAAGAAAAGAUUGAAAACUUUGAAGAGCAAAUUAAUUUUAGUAGUGAAAGAACAUCUCUGCUAGAAGAGAAUUUAAAGCGAAUGGAAAAGGAAAAUAAGCAGCUCACUACCAGUUACAAUGAGAUUGUUGAGAAAUUAAAUAUUGUCAACGAAAACCUGAAAAACAGCACAAAUAAGGAUACCUCAAAUCAUAAAGUUACUAAUGAUAAGACUGAAGAAAGUGCAAAACCUAUUUUAAGUAGAUUGGAUGUUGAUAUAGAGAAAUUGAAGGAGGAAUACGAGUUAGCUAAAGGGCAAAUCGAUUUUUUGAACUCUGUUAUUGUUGAUAUGCAACGUAAAAACGAAACACUAACGUGUAAAAUUGAAGUCUUAGAAAUGGGCAUUCCGUCGCAAGAAGCUGAUGAUUAUAAUCUAAAGAUGAUUCAGAAAAAAAAUCUCCCUCCUAGGAUGUUCUGUGAUAUAUGUGAUCAAUUUGAUCUACACGAAACGGAAGAUUGUCCUAAGCAAGCGCAAGAUGCGGAACCUGUACAGCCGAUUAAAAUGGAUAAGAAAAAAGUAUUAGUAGAAAGACCGUACUGCGAAAAUUGCGAAAUGUUUGGCCACGACACUUCUGCUUGCGAGGACACUGAGACAUUCUAACGCAUGGUUCUCGUUUUUGAUUUGAUAAUCUUGCCAGAAUUGUUGAAAGGAUGUAUUCUUGUUGAUCCUAGAUGCUAUAUUUUUAUAUCAAACUUAGUUAAAGAAAGAUCUACAAUUUCAUAUCAUUUCAUUUUACAACAUUUAAAUAUUAUUAAAGAUCUUAGCUUAUAUUUAUUGCAUCGUUCAUCUGCUACCAAUUGAAAUCUUCUUAAUUUAUAAAAAGUUAACUCUUUUUAACCAAGUAGUCUGUCGUGUACACUGUUAUUUAUAGUGUUAAUUGAAAUUCAUGAAAUGUUAAGCCGAUAUCAUAUUUGUAAAUAAUACAAAAAAUGAAACGCGAUACCGAAUUUGAAGUAGAAUUUUUUUCAAUUGCUAUUUUUAAUGUAAGUAUAUUACAAUAUGUCAAAAUUAUUGAUCAUUCGAAUAAUCAUGUUGGCAUUCAUUUAGGACAUUUUAUAUAAAGAAAUAACUAAAUUGCCAAAGUCUCCCUCUUUCAAAAUAUUAAUAUUAAGUCGAAUCAUUAUGAUUGAUCUAUAAUUAAUUAACUAAUUAUUGAAAUUAAAUCAAUAGCUAAUUUGUAUAUAAUUGUAAAA